Arachis stenosperma is the source of this 931-nucleotide messenger RNA. RefSeq names its product MADS-box transcription factor 23-like. Gene Ontology annotation, biological process: positive regulation of transcription by RNA polymerase II. The transcript has 8 exons. The record is from RefSeq and is a predicted model, not a curated record. The coding region runs from base 110 to 820 and encodes 236 amino acids. Gene Ontology annotation, molecular function: DNA-binding transcription factor activity, RNA polymerase II-specific; RNA polymerase II cis-regulatory region sequence-specific DNA binding; protein dimerization activity. Lineage: Eukaryota; Viridiplantae; Streptophyta; Magnoliopsida; Fabales; Fabaceae. Gene Ontology annotation, cellular component: nucleus.
GCAUAAUAUUCUUGCACCCUCUCACUACUCAUCUCCAUUAACCUCCAAUUAAGAUUCCUCUCUCUUUGCUUUAAUUUGCCCUCUACCAACAAGAAACCCUAGGUUGAAAAUGGGAAGAGGGAAGAUUGUGAUUCGGAGGAUCGAUAAUUCGACGAGCAGGCAAGUUACUUUCUCAAAGAGGAGAAAGGGUUUGAUCAAGAAAGCCAAGGAGCUUGCUAUCCUCUGCGAUGCAGAAGUUGGUCUUGUUAUAUUCUCCAGCACUGCAAAACUUUAUGAAUAUGCAAACACAAGCAUGAAAUCAGUGAUCGAGAGAUAUAACUCAUGCAAGGAGGAAGAACAACAACUCAUAAAUCCAGAAUCUGAGGUUAAGUUUUGGCAAAGGGAGGCAGAAAUUUUAAGGCAGCAACUACAGAACCUUCAAGAAAAUCAUCGGCAAUUGAUGGGGCAACAUCUUUAUGGUUUGAGUGUGAGAAACCUACAAGAUCUAGAGAACCAACUAGAAAUGAGUCUCCAAGGUGUCCGAAUGAAAAAGGAACAAAUUCUAACAGAAGAAAUCAAGGAGCUGAACCGAAAGGGCAACUUUAUCCAUCAGGAAAAUUUGGAACUUUUUCAGAAAGUAAACCUGAUGCAGGAGGAAAACACACAAUUAUGCAGAAAGGUGUAUGGCACAAGCGAAAUGGAAGCAACAAGCAGAAAUGGAUUUAUUCCAAUUCCAUAUGGUAUUCAAGUAGGAGGAGGAGGCUCACAGGCAUUAGUCCAACUUCAGUUAUGCCAGCCAGAUCAAGAAGCCUGUGAGACUUCAACAAGUGCAACAAGAUGAAUCACACAUGAACAAGUGAAGAUGUGGAUGUAAAAUUGGUUAUGGAAAAUCUUAAUAUAGCAUGGAAUAGAUAGCAAGAAAAAUGAGUGCAACAAGACAAAUUAAAGAUGC